UUGCUCCAGUGUGAGCCAGAUUCGAACCGGUGGAUUGUAUUUACACACGCCGUGUAUGUGGCUAACACGCCGAGCCACCUACAGAACACGUGAAAGCUUUCCUACAGUUCUUAUGUAUUGUUUCUUCUAGAUAGAGCACUGGAUUGUAAGUCUUGCAAAAUAAGUGUGAGCCCAGGGAUGGACUUCAGUCAUUUAAAAGAAACACUUGAGGCAAACCAGGAAAUGUUUGAAGGACAGAUAGUAAACAUCUCUCAGGGCCUCUCAAAGAAUAAGCAAGAUAACUUAACACCAGGCAACAAAAAACGUAAAUUUAAAAAAAAUGGAUACAAUGAUGCUGAACCAAAAAAGGAAGCUAAAUGCAAAACUUUAGCAAAAAAAAGAUCAAAGAUUGUGAGUGAAGCAACUCAACAUGACAACCAUGCCAUGCCAGAAACUCGCCCAAAGAGAAGAGCUGCCAGAGUUGCGUUAGAGUACCUUCACCAAAUCACCAAAGACCUAGAGUUUCCUGACAAAGCAAUCAGAAUGGAAGAUGAAAGCAGGCCAGAACAGAUGUCCAGUCCUGCUGUAAAAAAGACAUCUAAAGGCAAGGGGUGUAAAAGAAAAGCUUCAAACUAUAACAGCGACCAGAAUGAUGAUGCAGAUUUUGACCCAGAUGACCAUGAAGAGGUGGAAAGUGAGGUGGAUGAGGAUGAAGCAUAUGAAGUUUCAGAGUCAUGCUUGCCCCAGAAAAAAAGGUCUGGAUGUAAAUUCAAAGGGCCUGAACUCAAUGGAUUCCACAACUAUACCAUGCAACCUGUUUGGACGGCCUUUAAAAACACACAAAAAUUUCGUGAUGAUCAUUUUUCCCCCUGGGUAUUUUCUGAGUGGAUCCCUGCAGUCAGUGACUGGCAUCGGUUGUCCUUAAGUGAAGCAGAAACAUAUUUACCCCAAGAGCAGGAAUCAAUGACUUUUACCUUAUGCCGUGAAGGAAUCAAAGAAAAAAAUGCUCUGCAAAGAGUAAAAAGGUUUGAAUCCUUGCCACCUAACACAGAGAGGUGGGAUUCCCUGUUCUUUGCUGGGGGCCCUGUCUGGGCCAUGGAGUGGUGCCCUUGUCCUGAAGGUGCUGCACAUAAACAGUAUGCUGCCCUCUACUGUAACCGAAACAUGGAUGAUCGACACAAAAUGAACAUUCUUUAUGCAGAACAUGCACUACUUCAGCUCUGGGAUUUGGGCAGGCUACCUAUGAAUAAACCGUCAUCAUCUCCACGCUUAGCUUAUGCUCUGGCAGUGGAUGAUGGCUGCAUCUGGAACAUCAAGUGGUGUCCAUCAGGAGCAUGGGAACUACCUACUACUGAAAGGAAGGCCCAACACAUGCCUCGACUAGGACUAAUAGCCACAGCUUUUUCCAAUGGAACCAUUGCUGUUUACAGUCUGCCACACCCAGAGCCUCUGAUAGCUCAACAGCAAGCUACAGGUGACACUGUCCAAGAUCCAAUGAUAUAUCGGGUGCGGCGCAUCUUGACUAUAAAACUUGGCUCAAACCAGGAAGAUCACAAUGGUCGAAGUGGACAGUCCUUUUCCAUUGACUGGCUUCCUGUCAAGCCACACAACAUCUUGGCUGCUGGCUUUUCUGAUGGUAUGGUGGCAUUGUGGGAUCUGAGCACUAAGUCUCCCUUACAGAGAGUCAGAUCACCAGAUAAAGGUCUCUCUCUUUACCCCUACCACUGCUUCAUUGCACAUGACAACACUAUUCGCUCCCUCAGUUGGUGCAGGGCCUCAAGUGAGUUAAUGGUAACAGUAGGGGAUGACCGCAUGGCUAAACUGUGGAACCUUACGAAGACUUACAGUCCACUGAAGGCAAUAAAACGCUUUCUUCCCACAGAGGUAUCAUGGCCUGUUUUCUGGCCAGGAAUCUUUCUAACCCAAGAGUCCUGCUAUACCACGCUUGGACAGCAAGGGCUCCAUUACCUUGACUCAGGUUACUUUGGGCAAAAGCCUUUAUUUGUUUGUACAAGGAAGGCUACUGUAUGGAGUUUCUCUGUGUCUGACUGGAUGAACUCCUGUGUUAUUGGGGACAAUAUUGGAGAUUUUGUUUAUUCUCUGCUGUGUGACCCAAAAUGCAACUACAGCAACACCAAAAGACAUCGAUUUCCAGUCUACACAACAGAUAUAGUGCCAUUUGGGCCUGGUCAGAGUGUUCCAGAAUUUCAGGUAGAAGAGAAAAAUGAGGAAGAACAGGCAGGUCCCCAGCAUGAGCCCCAAAGCUAUAAAAGGGCUGUGAGAAAAUACUAUCUUCGCUUCCAGGACAUGGACCUUAGGUCUUUUUCAAAGUACCAUCAAAAGCCCAUAGUAAAGCAACUACAUGCCUCAGAGACUAAGGGUAUCCUCUUUGUAGACCAGAUGCCUUUAAAUGCAUUAUACAAGGUGCGCUUUAAUCCGAACAUGGAAGCUCACAGCUGGGUGCUUUCAGCUGGACAGUCAGGACUUGUGCGUGUUCACUGUGUUAGAGGUCUGAGUGGCCCUCUCAUGCACAAACUCAAUCAUGAGGCUCAAGCUCAAUUUAACACUAUGUUCUCUCAGGAAAAUGACACUGACUCUGAUACUGUUCAACACUGUACAGCCGCCAGCACAGUACAAGUGCCCUAGCUGCUUUUAGCCAUGUAAAAACAUUUGAUAAACUUGUAUAGGCUCAACAGUGUGAGUCACCCUUCAAAUUCUCAGUUUUAAUUCUUGAGAAUUAAAAAAAAAAAAAAAAAAAAAAAAAACAUUUUUUACCUUCUUUUGAGUAAUGAAGAAUAUUAGGCUAUUUUGGUACACGUUGGCGAAAAGCUUGCAGUUUUAUAUUUCCUACACUUUGUUUUUAUUAAUGUCUAUGCUGUACAGUUAUACAGAGAGGGAGUGGUGUCAUGGCAUCAAGAGUACUGAUAAGAUGCUGCAAUUUUUAAAAAAAAAUGUAUCCCUUUAUGCUUUUAUAUUUAUUAUUAUGUAUCAGUGUUUCUGUACUUAUUAAACAUGUCAACAAUAUAUUUUUGAGUUCCUAUUGCCUUGUGGCAUAGUUGUUUUUAAAUAUGUUUGAUAUUUUUUGUGGUUUUAAUGGUUAGCAUGUAGUGGUCAUUUAAUUUAUUUGAACAACUAAACUAUGGCUUUUAAUAGCCAAUAUAGCUUAUUUUCUUUGGACUAUCGAGCUCAAAACUACUGUUCCCUUUUGCCUUUAUUUACUAUACAGCAAGUCAAAUGUUUAAAAAUUAAAUUGAGAGUUUCCUUACUUGACAGUUUUGCAAGUGGAAUUUUAACCCAUUCUUGCUUAAUACAAGAUUUGGGUCGCAUCAGCGUCAAUGGUACCUUUACACACAUGCCAUGGUCAUUGAUGCCCCCAAUACUAUCACAGAUAAUUGGCUUUUGCACCAAAUGCUGCUAACAGUCUUGAUGACCCAUUUGAUUUUUGGCCUGAAAAACUUGAUGUCUGUUUUCCCUUAAGUUGAAAAUGGUCUCAUCUGACCACGCCAUGUGCUUACACAGUAUUUAACUCCAGCGAACUCUGUGGCAACCGCUUCUUUUCACUUGACAGAGGCAGGGUUUUAGUGCAGCAUCACAUUCGGAGAGCCACGCACGUUCCCUGCUCGACCCUUUCCCUCUCCUGCAGAUACAGCCAGUCAUGUAUAAGCGCUUAGUGGGUCGAUAGCACAUCUGAGAUUUUGUUCAAACAUUUUUGAGUGUGUGAAUGUGUUUACAUUUACAAAAUAAAAUUAAGUUGGUCAGUGAAAAUCUUUUCUUUGUACUUUUGUCAGUUAAAUAAAAGAUCAAGAAAAUUAAUAAAUCAGUUUCUUGUAGUUACUCCAACUUACAAAAUGUCCCAACUUGUACUUUUUAAGGGCUGUAAAAAGAGUUGUAAAAAUAAUUUGAAUCUAGAAAUCUAGAGUAAAAAGCAAAUAGCUGAUUAUAAUAAUUUUAAUAGUUAGUUCCAUCCACAUUUAACAAUAAUAUAAUGUAUUGUUUAACCACAAAACAUUUACACAGAGGACAGUGUUUAUACAAAAAGCAAAAUAUAUACAUGAAAUUGUAAAGACUUUCACAUUACAAAUGCAAAUAUUACACAGAAAUACAGAUUUGAAUAAUACACAUAAUUAAUUUUUUUAAAUGCUCAAAGCAAUAAAACAUUGAAUUAGUUCCACUGCGAUCUGUUUUAUGGUAGUGCACAUAUUAACCACAGUAUGCAUGAUGGCCACUUUUUAGUUUAUUUAAUUUGAAUAAAGUUCAACACACUGAAAUUUCUUUUAAGUGUUAAUGUACUGAAAAUGUGUAUACCGUCUUGUAAAAAUCAAUGUAAAACAUGUCAAAUAAGUGUAGUGAAUUAAAGUAAUGCUACGUUUACUCAGAAUAA
Trichomycterus rosablanca is the source of this 4360-nucleotide messenger RNA. RefSeq names its product general transcription factor IIIC, polypeptide 2, beta (gene gtf3c2). Lineage: Eukaryota; Metazoa; Chordata; Actinopteri; Siluriformes; Trichomycteridae. Bases 178 to 2625 code for a protein of 815 amino acids. Gene Ontology annotation, cellular component: transcription factor TFIIIC complex. Gene Ontology annotation, molecular function: protein binding. Gene Ontology annotation, biological process: transcription by RNA polymerase III. The record is from RefSeq and is a predicted model, not a curated record. The transcript has 19 exons.